Messenger RNA from Boeremia exigua, 1746 nucleotides. RefSeq names its product alpha-glucosidase. The transcript has 5 exons. The record is from RefSeq and is a predicted model, not a curated record. NCBI's taxonomy places the organism in Eukaryota, Fungi, Ascomycota, Dothideomycetes, Pleosporales, Didymellaceae. Bases 1 to 1746 code for a protein of 581 amino acids. Gene Ontology annotation, molecular function: alpha-amylase activity. Gene Ontology annotation, biological process: oligosaccharide catabolic process.
AUGGCAAAGCCUGGUGUAGUCAAAAGCAAGCGACUUUGGUGGAAGGAAAGUGUAGUUUAUCAAAUCUAUCCUGCCUCUUUCCGCGACACAAACCACGAUGGUCAUGGUGAUGUGCGCGGUAUUACAGAGUCACUGAACUACUUGAAAACACUUGGGGUCUACAAAAGCCCCCAGAUAGAUAUGGGAUACGAUAUUUCUGACUACAAGGACAUCGACCCAAAGUAUGGUACCUUGGCGGACGUUGAUGAGCUGAUUUCGGAGCUCCGGCAACGGGAUAUGAAGCUCAUGAUGGAUCUUGUGGUGAACCACACUUCGGACCAGCACGACUGGUUUCUCGAGUCAAGGUCAGGCACUAACAGUCUGAAGAGAGACUGGUACAUCUGGAGGAAGGGCAAGAAGGACCUCGAUGGUAACAUCCAUCCUCCUAACAACUGGUGCCGCACCUUGGACACGACCGAAUCAGCCUGGGAAUGGGACCAAAAAAGCCAAGAAUACUAUCUGUCCAUAUUUUCGCGGGAGCAGCCAGAUCUCAACUGGGAAAGUGAAGAUGUCCGAGAGGCUGUGCAUGAUAUUAUGCGUUUUUGGUUGGAUCGGGGAGUCUCUGGCUUUCGCAUGGAUGUCAUAGAUCACAUUUCUAAGGUCCAGAGUUUCCCGGAUGCCAAAACGGUGAUACCAGGCCAGGAUUAUCAACCAGGCGGUGAAUAUUUUGCCAAUGGGCCGCGGAUGGAUGAGUUCCUUCAUGAGAUGCGACAGGUACUUGACAAUUACGACACCAUCACAGUUGGAGAGAUGCCUUUCAUAAACGACGAGGAUGAGAUCAUCCGCACUGUUGGAUUACAGGGAUCCCUGAACAUGAUCUUCUUAUUCGAGCUGUUGAACCUGGACAACCAACCUGGCCAUUCAAAAUGGUCAUAUCAAGAGUGGAGUGCUUCUGACAUGGCAAGAAUCCAUGAGCGAACUCAACUUUUGAUGAUUGAGAAGGAUGGAUGGAACGCAAUCUUUUGCGAGAAUCAUGACUCACCAAGAUCCAUUUCAAGAUUUGCUGAUGAUAGCGAUGAAUGGCGCGAAAAGGCUGCUAAAAUGAUUUGCACCAAACACACGACGCUUGGGGGGACUGAGUAUAUAUACCAAGGCGAAGAAUUAGGAAUGCGCAACAUUCCCCCAGAUUGGCCAAUCACGGAGUACAAGGAUAUUGAGACUCAGAGGUAUUGGAGAGCCGCCAGUCACCAAUACGCCAACAACUAUCGGAAACUGGACUAUGCGCGAAGGCUCAUCCAACUCAAAGCUCGUGAUCACACACGAACUCCGAUGCAGUGGGACGCUUCCUCGAAUGCUGGAUUCUGUAAAGAAGGUGUCAAGCCGUGGAUGAGAGUCAAUGAUGAUUACCAUUAUGUCAAUGUUCAGGCACAAGCUGAGAACCCACAGUCUGUCUUAUCUUACUGGAAACGUUGCAUAGAGCUGCGCAAGACUCACAAGGACGUCUUUGUUUACGGAGGAUUUGAGAUCCUAGACUCAAAGAACAAAGAUGUAGUAGCGUUCCGACGCUUUUCGGCGGAGGAAAGCUGGAUCACCAUUACUAACUUCACUGGUAACCACCUGGAGUGGUCCGGCUUUGGGAACCACACUGUAAAGGAAUGGAUCAUCGGCAAUUAUCCGCUCAGUGACCACAGAAUUGGUGCGGGACACACGAUCGAUCUUAAGCCGUGGGAGGGAACUAUCGGAAAAUGUUCGGCAGCGGUCAACUGA